Molecule: messenger RNA, 3303 nt
Organism: Anastrepha obliqua
Lineage: Eukaryota; Metazoa; Arthropoda; Insecta; Diptera; Tephritidae
Exons: 13
Coding region: 1-3303 (1100 amino acids)
Biological process (GO): sodium ion transmembrane transport
Cellular component (GO): membrane
Molecular function (GO): ligand-gated sodium channel activity
Source: RefSeq, a predicted model, not a curated record
AUGAGGAAAACUUUUAAUAUUUCAAAUAUACAACCAAUAAAUGAUAUUUCACGGCCGACAAAAAAAGGCAAAGUCGUUCGUUUCAAACGUAAAAAUUGCCUAGAAAACUGUCUAGAGGAGUUGGGAGAGUAUGGCAAGGAAACGAAUGUGCACGGAUUGAAGCGCAUGCUCACCUGUAGCGCUGGCCGAUGGGAACGUGCUCUAUGGACGCUCGGUUUCAUAUUCGCACUCGGCUUACUUAUUUAUUUCACUAAGUUUUUGGCGCAUCGCUUCAAACGUAGUGAAUUCAAAACUACCAUCUACUCCACCCACUACCCCAUUUACAAGGUGCCCUUUCCGGAAGUGACGAUUUGCAAUAAAAAUCGUCUAAACUGGGAACGUUUGGAGCAAGUGAAAGAAAAAUUCCUUUGGCCAGCACAUCAUAAUUCCUCAUAUGAGCAGCUCUUCGUUGAAAUAAUCGCCAUAUAUGACAACUUAAGGUUCGGCUACUUUGAUCGUUUCUCGAAUUUGAAAACGAAACCGAUUUACGAACUCAACUACAUUAAUUUCACCGAGGUGGUGCGGCAUAUGACGUGGCGUUGUGAGGAGUUGCUGACGGAUUGUGUAUGGCGUGAUCGACCAAUGAAUUGCUGUGAUAUAUUCAUACGGCGUCGUUCGACUAACGGACUUUGUAUGGCCUUCAACUCUGUUGAAUCAGUCGUUGGCAGUUUGAAACAAAAAAUGGACUCCAAAUGGCCGUGGCGAGUGACUGAGAGUGGGCCGCAAAAGGGUCUACAGGUGCGCGUGUUGUUGAAUGAGAAGAAGCACUCACCCUUCACGAAGGUGCCAAAGGGAAUUUUGUUGAUGACAGUUCAACCUCAAGUGUGGAGUUACACAGCCAUCGAUAUACCCCGCAAUGUGUAUGCGCGUAUUUAUAUCGAUGCUUAUAUGAGUUUCUUUGACUCAGACACCAGACGUGUGUCAACGAAGGAACGACGUUGCGUUUUUCAGGACGAAGUAGACAGCCCGGACUUCAAAACACUUUCCAAUCAUGUCUAUAUGCUGGAAAAUUGUCAGGCAGAGUGUCAACAGGAGUAUCUCCUGCAUUAUUGUAAUUGCACUGUGGAUCUGUUUUUCCCGGCAGGGUCAUAUCGGAUAUGUAAAUUAGUGGAUCUGCCGUGCCUGGGUCAUCAUAAUCAUCUGCUGCGGUACUUCGAGGAGACAGCGAAGGAUACUUUUACCGCUAAUAAUCCGGGACUUGCCUGUAAUUGUUUUUUCAAUUGUCGUUCGUUGCGUUAUUUUGUUAAGGGGCGAACUCGAGCUUUGCAAGCACACGAAAAAUGGACGAGCAAUGAUACUGUGUUGUUGGACAUGAACUUUAUGAAGGAUUAUAUUUUUCUUUACAAAACCAAUUUAGUCUACACCUGGGUCGAUUUACUAUUUAAUUUUGGCAACAUCACGGCGCUCUUUCUUGGCUGUUCUCUUAUUAGCCUUGUGGAAUUGAUAUAUUUCUUUCUGGUGAAGGUUCCGCAGCGUAGAUUACGAAAACACAAAAACAAAAGUCGCGUAGCGAAACGUUACAAAGUAAAUGCAAGCAAAUUUGCACAAGUGUGCGUGUCUGCUAUGUGUGUACAUAGUAAUAUUAGCACAAGUCGAAUAGCAAAGGCAUAUGGGCAAUGCAGUAAAAUGUCAGCAGUCAACAUUUUUAAAACCCGUCGUGGCUCGAAAAUAUUGCCGAGACCAAAAAGUCGCACGGAUUCCCAAAAUAUUGACAAUGUAGGGGCGAGACCUUGUGAAAACGAGUGCAAAGCCUUGGUGAAUUUAGUACAGGAAUUCGGACAGGAGACUACAUUUCAUGGCGUGAAUGUAAUGCUUGCGCCAGGGGUGGGCAAAUUUGAGCGUGCCCUCAGCACCAUCGCCUUCAUCACCGCUUUCAUUCUGCUCGUCUGCGUUUGCCUUUUUCUAGCCUCACGCUUUUCGAAGGGACAGUUUAAGACGAUCGUGGAAGAUACGCAUUUCCCAUUGUACAAAGUGAAGUUUCCCGAAGUGACCAUCUGCAAUAAAAAUCGCCUGAAUUGGUCACGUUUACAAGCCGCAAAAGCCCAAUUUCUAAUGCCAGAACAUCUCAACACCUCCAACGAAAAACUUUUCACCGAAAUCAUAUCGCUUUACAAUACCUUCACCUUCGGCGGAUUUAAUCGUUUUGCAAGGCUGGAGAAAUAUCCGUUAUAUGAGUUGAAUUAUGUAAAUUUCACUGCCGUUGCACGUUUCAUGGCCUGGCGUUGUUGGGAGAUACUUGCAGAUUGUAAAUGGAGGAGUCACCCGCGAAACUGUUGUGAUAUUUUCGUGGAAAGACGUUCACAACUGGGUUUCUGUUUGGCAUUUAAUUCGGUUGAAGGACCAAGAGCACAAAUAAAUGACUCUUCUUGGCCACUGCGCACCAACAGAGGCGGCAUACAAUUCGGACUCGGUGUAAAGGUUUUGUUGAGCAAGCAAAAUAAUUUCUUUAAAAGUCAUGAGGGGAUUACGGUAAUGAUUGUUGAACCGAAUGCCUGGUACUACAUACCGAUGGAUAUUUCUAGCCAAACGCGUACACAUUUAACGCUCGGCGGUUUCCUUAAUAAAUACGACGAUGAGACAAGGCGUGUGUCGUCCAACGAAAGGGGUUGUGUUUUUAAGGACGAGCAGAAUAGUGACGACUUUAAAACGCUGUAUGGCCAUGCAUAUCGCUUUGAAAAUUGUCAGUCACAAUGCCAGCAGGAGCAUCUCAUUAAAUAUUGCAACUGUACUUUAGAUAUAUUUUUUCCACCAAGCCCUUUUCCUUACUGCAAACUCGUGGACUUGCCCUGCUUGGCUAAGCAUAACAACUAUUUGGUUAAUUUUGAAAUACCCGGACAGGAAAAAUAUAUGACGAGCAAGUAUCCGGGCAUUGUUUGUAGCUGCCAUGUGAGUUGCGACUCUUUGCGUUAUUUUGUUGCGAUUAAGUCAAUAGACCUCACGUACGCUGAAUCUGUGGCGAAUGCAUCGAUUGUCCAUUUUAAUGUGUAUUUUGAGAAGGAUUUUAUUACGAAAUACAAAACGAUAUUGGUUUUCACUUGGAUUGAUUUGAUUGUCUCAUUUGGUGGCACAACCGGUUUAUUUUUGGGCUGUUCCUUGAUAAGCCUUGUGGAGCUUGUGUACUUUUUCUUUUUCGUAGCGCCUAGACGGCUAAAAAAGGAGCAUGAGCGGCCUCACAAUCUGAAGCGCAGACCGUCUAGGCUGGAGCAGAGUAAAAUCAAGUUAAGAGAAUAUCGCGAGGUGUAUAAAGCACAGCAAAAAUAUUGA